AUGACACUUAGUAAUAGAGCAUUUGAAAACAAUUUUGACCUUUGUUGUGCAGAACUCAUCUUCAUUUCGAAAAGCAAAUCGAUGACAUUACAAUUCUUAGGAAGACAAAAGAAUGAUGAUGAUGUAAAAGUAAAGACAAAGGUUGAUGAAACAUUAUUUAGAAGAGUUUGGAAUAACAUAGUGCUAAGAAGAUUGAUAUGUUCAAAGAUUAAAGAUUAUCUAUCAAAAGAAGAUCGGGCAGUUCUGAUCAGCUCUAGUGCUGCAAAGACUAUAGAAAGGUACAAGGCUGAUACAUUACAAUUCGUUCAAAGUAAUCGACUAUUGUCAAUCUUUGAUUGUGAGUUUCUCACGGCCGAUCUCUUUAAAUUGCAUUUUGAUACCUAUUGCAAGGAAACAAGUAUUUUAGAGGUAAUAGAGGCCUUUUCACACAACAACCGACACAGUAGAGACACAUGGCUGUUUCGUAGGGUAAUUGAUAUCUUGAAAGACAGAGGUAUAAAACCCGCAUCAUUAUCAAGCAUCUAUACUUGGCGAAACGUAAUCAAAUCAAAUAAUGUCGAGUUGUACAACUAUGCAAAGUCGGUGCUUCCAAUGCUCGAGAGACACCAUUUCAAAAACUACUUGGUUUCAUAUGCAACACAACGAGAUCAUUGGGGUGUAGGUAUCCUUCCAUCAAUACCUGGUACUGCUGUGUUGGCUCAAUUACUCGGCGAUCUCAUCGAUUUGGAUCCAACCGAGAAUUGGCUAGAGUAUGUAGAUUUCUCGUAUUUGGCAUAUAAUGGAUUAGUAGAUAUCCUCGAGACAAUACAUAUGCAUGCAGCUCCAUGUAUCCCAUUGACUGUAAAACCUCCAAAUUAUCGCUUGGGUCAUCAACUCAAUGAAGGAACAAUGAAAGUAGCCAUCCAACAAAAACAAAUCGAAUCUAUUCGUUGUCUCUACAAAGUCUUCAAGAUUCCAUUGAGUUACGAGACUCUAUUACUCGCAGCUCGUUCUUGUGACCUCUCAUUCAUCAUUGCACUCCACAAUAUCGAGCCAGGAGCAGGUCGUCUAUACACUAUCUUUAUUCAUGUAGUUAGCUCCACAUUCAACGCAUACGUCCAUUCAAAUGAUUCCCAAUGCAAAGAUUUUAGAAAAGAAUUCAUCGAUCAUGUUAAACCUCUUAAUUUCAUUGAUAAGAGAUUGGAGCAACAAAUCAUCAAUUAUAACGCUAUUGGCAAGUGGCCAAGGAUCAAAUACCAACCAACAACAAAUACCCAACAAUAUCUUACAAUGUUUCAACAAUCUGAUAAAGACACCAAUAUACCAUCAUUAUCAUUUGAUUAA
Molecule: messenger RNA, 1323 nt
Organism: Cavenderia fasciculata
Lineage: Eukaryota; Evosea; Eumycetozoa; Acytosteliales; Cavenderiaceae
Exons: 2
Coding region: 1-1323 (440 amino acids)
Source: RefSeq, a predicted model, not a curated record